Molecule: messenger RNA, 1540 nt
Organism: Chrysoperla carnea
Lineage: Eukaryota; Metazoa; Arthropoda; Insecta; Neuroptera; Chrysopidae
Gene: Wbp2
Product: WW domain-binding protein 2
Exons: 6
Coding region: 109-906 (265 amino acids)
Biological process (GO): positive regulation of DNA-templated transcription
Cellular component (GO): nucleus
Molecular function (GO): chromatin DNA binding; transcription coactivator activity
Source: RefSeq, a predicted model, not a curated record
UUUCUAUAAUCAUGUGUUGUUUGAUAACUGAAUAAUAAAGUAAAGAAAUUAUUGUGCAAUCUAGAAUUAUCUGUCAGUUGUAUUGUUUUGAAAAAAUUAAUCGCAAAAAUGUCGUUAAACACAGCUCACGCUAACGGUGGUGUAUUAAUUCACUCUGGUGAAUGUAUUUUAUUAUUUUGUGAUAAUGUUACGAUGGAAUUUGCGGGACAAUCGGGUCCAGAAUUCAAGGGUACGAAACAUGGACGAUUAUAUUUAACAACGCAUCGAAUGAUUUUCAAUAACAAGGAACCACGAGAUGUUAUGCAAAGUUUUAGUUUUCCUUUUAUUACAUUAAGUGAUGUGGAAUUAGAACAACCAGUAUUUGGUGCAAAUUACAUUAAAGGUAAAGUUCGUGCUCAACCAAAUGGCAAUUGGAUUGGAGAAUCGAAAUUUAAGUUGAUGUUUAAAUCUGGUGGUGCUAUUGAUUUUGGACAGGCUAUGCUAAAAGCAGCACACAUGGCUCAACGCAACGGAACAAAUGAUGCACCACCACCAUACAUGCCACCACAAGGACCAUGGUAUCAAGCUCCACCACCUGCCUAUGCCCCACCACCAACUGGCUACUAUGGUUGGGUACCACCAACACAAGCAUUCCCAAAUGCUCCUCCACAGAAUUCAGUUUUUAUGACAAAUUCACCACCACCAUAUCCAGGAAUUGGAGGAUAUAAUAAUGGUUACGCAAAUGCUCCACAAACUGGUGCUGUUGGAUUUGCCCAACCCACUCCAGCACCACAAGAUGCAAAAGCAGCUGAAGCCGCCCAAAGUGCUUAUUACGAUCCCAACCGACCUCAAAUGGCUUAUGUUCCACCUCCAGCUUAUUAUGAGAAUCCACCUAGUUAUCAGAAUGCAACCAAAAAGGAACAAUAAUGAAUGAAAUUUCCCGUUUUCUAAAUUACAUAAUGGCACUUCUAUAAAAAGAUAAUAUAUUAUACAAAUAUUUAGCUAGGAGUCAAAAAUGCUUUAUUUGUUAAUCUUAUUUUUUAUUAUGUCAUAUAAAUAUUAUUAUUCCAACUUAUUAAAUAAAGGAUUUCUAUUUGGUAUUUAAAUUCAAUGCUUUAAAAAAAGUUAUAACAACACUGAUGUGAAAACUCUUCUUUUUCUACUUGAUUCUAUUUUCAAAAAAAACAUUUUAAAAUUUUAAACUAGUGGACAAGCUUGCCUUUUUCAUUUGUUUUUAAUGUUUUCUUUAUUUAUUAUUGUUGGUAAGUGUAUUUGAAUUUUAACGCCCCAUGUGCACUAAAGAGUCAGUCCGCAGUGGCUGGAAUAUUGAGCAAUCAGUAGGUGUUUUAUUGACCUAUACCAACGGAGAGUCAUGAGCAUUUUUUCACAAACGAUGAACUAGGAUUAUAUGGACAUACACUUCAACAAGUGUACGGAGAAAAAUGAUCAGGCAUGGUUACCCAUUGUACGGUCUCAAAUCAGUAGUUACAUACCGAAUUGGUUGCCUUUUACGUAGCGGUCCUAAGAAAUGAUCUAUUGAUAGGGUCUCCAUCAUAAAAAC